ACAUUCACACCCCAUAUGGCAUCAUAGGAAUUAAGAGAGAGAGGGGAUACAGACCAGAGCACGUUGCUACGCAAGGUCUAUCUGUCUCUGUCCGCCUGUCUGUCUUUGUGAUUUCUCUGUUUGUUUUAUUUCCUUCCCGAGCUGGACAUCCCUCCCUCUGCUUUCCUCCUUUGGAGAUUCAUCAUAUAUCCUUCUCAACAGCUGAUCCCCACUUCUGCCUUCUCAAUCUCUUCUCUUCUUUUGCUUUUCUUUUUCUUCGGGAUCUCACUUAAAGAAGCUAAGCGAUUCUGGACUUGGAUUAGAAGAAGAAGAAGAGUUCACUUUCGUUGCAGCGGAGGUUAGGUUUGCGGUGAUCGUGGUUGUCGGAGAGAACAAGGAAGACAACGACAACCACGAUGAGUAACAGCAGCAACAAUAUGGGGCAGCAGUUUGGGGAUACAACACUGACGAAGGUGUUCGUAGGGGGAUUGGCAUGGGAAACGCAGAAGGAGACCAUGAGAGAGCACUUCGAGAAGUAUGGCGAGAUAUUGGAGGCUGUCAUCAUCUCCGACAAGGUUACCGGUCGCUCCAAGGGCUAUGGAUUCGUGACGUUCAAGGAGGCUGAAGCGGCGACGAAGGCGUGCGAGGACGCGACACCGGUGAUUAACUGUCGCCGAGCUAACUGCAACUUGGCUUCGCUUGGGGCUCGUCACCCUAGGUCCAACUCCUCUUCCUCCUCCACUCCCCAAGGGGGACCACCCCUGCAACUACAAGGAUCUAACGCUGGAGCGAGGUCCACGUCAUCCACACCAGCAACUCCAGUGCAGUGGUACUACCCGGCCGGGACACCGGCUUCCCCCUACCACCAUCACCAUCAUGCCGUUCCUUUCUACGGAUACUCCCCCACCUACAUCGCCGCCGAUUACGCUUACAACCCAAAACUAAGCUACAGUGGGGGUGCCUACGUGAACGGGGCUCACUUCUCACAAAUGUAUGGACCAGGAGGAGGAGGGCAAGCGAUGGUGAACCCCAACACGGUGAUGCCGGUGUAUCCAUACUACAAAUUUCAUCAAUCGCAGACUAUGGGAGUACCUGCUCACAUGUUCUCACCUAGGACAGCUGGCCCCAUCACGACCGUCCCUACUCUCAUCUCGAAGCCUCCAGCCAUGGCUUCUAACGCAGUUUGUUUGGCUGUGGAAUAGGUACAGGGACUCAAGGGAGAGUCUUAGAAAAGGAGGUCCAAAAUUCUUGAAAGAAAAGUUCUAAAUAACAAAAGGAAGACAGGAGGCUGAUGCUGUUCAAGAAGCAGGGCAACCAUCUUACUCUCUCUCUCUCCGUUAUUAUUAUUUUUUUAAAAUUUAGGUUUUUAUAUGACACAAUUCAUUCUCUCUAACCUGUAUCUCAAUUCUCAAUCUCACCUAGAGAUGCAACCUCCCCCAAGAAAAGAAGAAAAAGAACAACUGAAAUGUAACAGAAGGUCAUGUCUGUCUACCUCUUAUAUUUUAUGGUAAGCAUGUAUUGGCCUCAUUCAAAUUUAAUAGAACUUGCCUCUUCACAUAA
Molecule: messenger RNA, 1539 nt
Organism: Macadamia integrifolia
Lineage: Eukaryota; Viridiplantae; Streptophyta; Magnoliopsida; Proteales; Proteaceae
Product: probable RNA-binding protein ARP1
Exons: 6
Coding region: 396-1181 (261 amino acids)
Molecular function (GO): RNA binding
Source: RefSeq, a predicted model, not a curated record